UGUCAGUCGCUGAGAGCCAUACACCCCUCACCUGCACAUACACACAUAACACACAUACACACUCGCCCCACGCCUUCACCUCCUGCACUCUUCAUCCCCGCCGCACAUCACCGGUGAGUCUGACCGGAUGAGCUACCCGGUGGACACUGCAGGGAGCCCCUUCAGGAGAAUUAUGGAUACUAGGACGACCGGCUACGGCUACAGCCGCUCCGGCAGCUCCCCUUCCAGCGGUUUCCGCUCCCAGUCCUGGUCCCGGGCAAGCCCCGGCUCCACCAUGACCACGUCCUACAAGAGGAGCGUGAAUAUGCCGGUGUCCCGAGCCUACAGCUCCACGGUGCUCAGCUCCGCCGAUAGUGUUGACUACCAGACCUCCAUGAUGAACGGAGACUUCAAGCGAGCCAAUGAGAAGGAGCAACUUCAAGGGCUCAACGACCGCUUUGUUGUUUACAUCGACAAGGUGCACUACCUGGAGCAGCAGAACAAGCAGAUCGAGGAUGAGAUCCAGGCGCUGCGACAGAAACAGGUGUCCCGCUCCCAGCUGGGCGAACACUACGACCAAGAGCUGCAGGAGCUGCGAUCCAUGCUGGAGCAGAUCAACCACGACAAGACGCAAAUCCAGCUCGACACGGAUCACAUCGAGGAGGAUAUCCAGCGGCUGAGGGACCGCUUUGACGAAGAGGCUCGCAUCCGUGAGGAGACAGAGGCCAUUAUCCGCGUCCUGAGGAAGGACAUGAGCGAGUCGGAGUUGGUGAAGUCUGAGUUGGAUAAGAAAGUUCAGUCGCUGCAGGAUGAGAUCGCCUUCAUCCGCAACAACCACGAGGAAGAGGUGAGCGACCUGAUUGCCCAGAUCCAGGCGUCUCAGGUGACCGUGGAGAGGAAGGAUCUGCAGAAGACAGACAUCACCGAGGCUCUGCGGGAGAUCCGCUGCGAGCUGGAGGGUCACUCCAACCAGAACCUACAGCAGGUGGAGAACUGGUUCAUGUGCCGCUACUCCAAGCUCACCGAGGCUGCAGAGCAGAACAAGGACGCCAUAAAGUCCGCCCGUGAUGAGAUAUCCGACUACCGCCGCCAGCUCCAGUCCAAGACAGUGGAGUUAGAAGCCAUCCGCAGGACAAGAGAGUCUCUGGAGAGGCAGCUGAACGACAUCGAGGACCGCCACAACAACGAUCUGUCCAGCCUGCAGGAGACAAUUCAUCAGCUAGAUAAUGAGCUCAAGAGCACCAAGUGGGAGAUGGCACGUCACCUGCGCGAGUACCAGGACCUGCUCAAUGUCAAGAUGGCAUUGGACAUUGAAAUUGCUGCAUACAGGAAACUCCUAGAAGGCGAGGAGACUCACUUCAGCACUUUCCCCUAUCGCCAGGUGGUCACCCCCACCAAAAUCUUUAAGUCUAAAUCAGACGCUCCCAAGCUUAGGGUGCAGCACAAGUUUGUGGAGGAGAUCAUCGAGGAGACAAGGGUGGAGGAUGACAAAACUGAUAUUGACGAGGCCCUGGCAGAGAUAGCACAAGAGCUGUCCGCUACACUCGGAGGAGGAGACGAAGGAGAAGAAGAGGAGGGGGAAGAGGGAGGAGAUGGAGAGGAAGGAGAGGGUGAGGAGCAAGAGGGGGAGGGUGCAGAGGAGGAAGUUGUAGCUGCAACCGAAGCCAAAGUUAGCUCUAGCGCACCUGAGGAAGAAGAGGAAGAGGAUGGAAAAGAUGAGGAUAAGGAAGCAGAGGGAGGUGAAGAAGAAGAGAAGGAAGAAGAUGGUGAGGGAGAGGAUGAGGGAGAAAAGGGUGAUGAUGCAGAGGGAGGAGAUGAAGUAGAAGGAGAUGAUGGAGGAGAAGAGGAGGAAAUUGAGGAGACAGUGCUCUGCUCCAAAGCACCCGAGUCUAAAGCCUCUCCUGACCAAGAGAAGGCUGGAGACAAAGAAGGCAGCGCAGGAGAAGAGGAAGCUGGUGCCGACGAGGAAGAGGGAGAACAGGAAGAAGAUGCCACCAGUGACAAAGCAUCCAAGAGCGGAGAUGAGAAAGAGGAAAAAGAAGAUGCUGAGAAAUCCUCAAAGGAAGACAGCAAAAAAGACGAGAAGAAAGAUGACAAAGCGGAAGACAAAUCAGAAGAAAUCGUGGCCAAGACAGACGCUUCAAAAACCGAAUCUGCAAAGCCUGAGUCCAAGAAAGAAGAGGCAGCCAAAACUGAGGCAUCAAAACCUGAUUCUCCAAAGUCUGAAUCCCCUAAACUUGGAUCCCCAAAGUCUGAAUCCCCUAAACUUGGAUCCCCAAAGUCUGAAUCCCCUAAACUUGGAUCCCCAAAGUCUGAAUCCCCUAAACUUGGAUCCCCAAAGUCUGAAUCCCCUAAACUUGGAUCCCCAAAGUCUGAAUCCCCUAAACUUGGAUCCCCAAAGUCUGAGUCCCCUAAAGUUGGAUCCCCAAAGUCUGAGUCCCCUAAACUUGGAUCCCCAAAGUCUGAAUCACCCAAACCUGUUUCACCAAAGUCCGAAUCACCCAAACUUGGAUCCCCAAAGUCUGAAUCACCUAAACCCGAGUCUCCCAAAUCGGAAAUUCCCAAGCCUACAUCUCUGAAGCCUGAUUCCCCCAAAGAAGGCUCACCAAAGGCUGGAUCCCCAAAACCAAGCUCCCCGCAAGCCGAGUCUCCCAAGUCGGAAUCUCCAAAACCUGAAUCUCCUAAAGCUAAAUCCCCAAAGACCCCCAUGCCCGAGACCCCUAAAGCUGCUGAAGAGAUAUCAGAGAAGAAGAGCGACUCAACAGAGGAGAAGACUGUUGAGAAGAAAGAUGUUUCCAUGAAUGGAGGAGAAGAAAAGAGCAGCCCAGAUGAGAAGGAGAAGAAGGACGAGGAGAAAGAAACCGACGUGGUCUCCAACGGCGUGGACGAGAGCCCGGUCAAGGAGGACGGUAGCCAAAAAGUAGUGAUCACCAAAACCGUGGAGACAAUCACCACUGGAGAGGAUGGAUCCAAGCGCGUCACCAAAUCUGUCACUGUGACCGAGACAGUGAAGGAGGAAUCAGAGGAGGUGAAAGAGGAGGUGCUGGUCUCCACCAAGAAGUCAGAGAAGCACUCCUCCCUGUCCAUCAAGCAGGUGACAGAGGGCGAAUAAGCUGAUUCCUGACCGGUGAUCUUGCGGAGAUGAGCAAGUGAAGAGGACAGGAAGACAAGCAAUCAACCCAAACUAACAUAACAAAGAAACUCAUACAGCUAGAGCGAUAAAUAAAGAUAACAACUCUCAAACAUACGAAACAAAUCAUAGAGAGAAGCCAAACUUAAAUGCUACCAAUUUCAAAAAUGCAUGUUGAGUGACAGCUUUAAACGGGCUUGCUGCAGUCAGUAGCGAGCGACUGAAACAUUUUAUCCUCUUUGUCUUUCUUCUGCAGUUCACCGGGCGAGCUCACGGGAGGGAGGGAGGGGAGACUCUGCAUGCAAUAGCUCAGGAGAGGCGGGAGUGCUUCACUUCCUUAUCUGUAUGUAUGGUAAAUACACUGUAAAAAGAGUAAAUAUGUAAAAGGAAUAAAUGUAACGCGGAUGGGAGAGUGAGAUAUAUUCUUAAAAGCUGAGUUUUUCUGACGUUAUGUGAAAGGGGUGGGCAAGUAGGUCCCCAAGUGCUCUACUGAAGACGCCUUACUUGACACGUGAAGACACAAACUGAGCCAAAAAGAAACUAACAACACAA
Eleginops maclovinus (Patagonian blennie) is the source of this 3661-nucleotide messenger RNA. It is a transcript of the gene nefma, whose product is annotated as neurofilament medium chain a. The coding region runs from base 128 to 3091 and encodes 987 amino acids. Gene Ontology annotation, biological process: neurofilament bundle assembly. Gene Ontology annotation, molecular function: structural constituent of cytoskeleton. The transcript has 3 exons. Lineage: Eukaryota; Metazoa; Chordata; Actinopteri; Perciformes; Eleginopidae. The record is from RefSeq and is a predicted model, not a curated record. Gene Ontology annotation, cellular component: axon; intermediate filament; cytoplasm.